Sesamum indicum (sesame) is the source of this 831-nucleotide messenger RNA. RefSeq lists its product as uncharacterized. The record is from RefSeq and is a predicted model, not a curated record. Lineage: Eukaryota; Viridiplantae; Streptophyta; Magnoliopsida; Lamiales; Pedaliaceae.
CCUCCCUCCAAACAACUCCUUAAACCCUCUGAUCAAUCUCUCACUUUUUCAUUUCCCCUUUUCUUCAAUGGCUUUCACCCAAUCUCUACUACCCUUUUUCUUCCUCCUCCUCCUCUUCCUCUUCUCUCCCACGCGCUGCCGCUCCUCCUCCAUCCACGGCCUCCUAAAAUCCAUGGGCCUGCCGCCGGGCCUCCUCCCCAAGGAGGUCAAGUCGUUCAAUUUCUCGGGCUCGGGCCUCCUCCAGGUGUUCCUCUACGGCCCGUGUUUGGCCAAGUUCGACACCAUGGCUCUGUACGAGAGCGAGCUGCGCGCUAAUCUCACCUACGGCAGCCUCACCGGCGUCCAAGGGCUGUCGCAGGAGGAGCUGUUUCUAUGGCUCCCCGUCAAAGAUAUAACGGUUGAUGAUCCCGGCUCGGGGCUGAUAGUCAUUGAUAUUGGGGUUGCUCAGAAGCAACUGUCUCUCUCGCUCUUUGAAGAUCCGCCGCACUGCACCGCCAGCAGUGGAUUAUUGAAGGAGAAUGCCAGAAAAGAGAAUGGAUUUGCAGCUCAAACAUAGACAAGUUUUUGCGCAGUUUAUUACUCCACGUUAAGGGACGUUCAAGUGGCCCAACAGCCCCAACAACGAUGCUUUAUUUGUUGGUUUGAAAGAUAAAUUACGGGUUCGAGCUUUGAUCUUUCCUCGAGAAAGAACAAAAAAAAAAAAAAUUAUAUAACUUCACUAAUAAUUAAUUGUAGGUAGGAGUUGGUGUAUUUUGGUAGUAGUGUAAAGAUUUGGGAAUCAGAUGUCCUGAUUAUAGUGGAUUGAUGAUCUGCUUGCUUAAUUUUUUGUUC